CCGAGCAUUCAUUCAAGGACCUUGACUGGCGCUGCUGAAGGCUGGAGACUCGGCAGUGAUUCAGCAGCACCGCGGAGCAGGAGACAGAGCAGAGAAGAAUAGAAGGAGAGGAGAGAAAGGAGAAAGAGGAAGGGGAGGAAGAGGAACUGGAGGAGAGCGAGAGCUGCGCGCAGCUUUGGAGCUGUUAUUUCGCUGCUGAGCAACAAAACCGUGCAAGUGAGGAUUUUUUUUUUUUUUUUAUCCAAUAGAAACUUCUCUCAUCUCCACUUAAACCUUCGACUUUGACUUAAAAAUUCUUAAAAACUCGGGUUUGUUCGUGUUUCGCUGGAUUUCGCGGACGCGCUGUUGAAGCGCACUGGGCUGGAGCUAUCCAGGGGUGUAGCCGCGGUGCUUCUGGUGCGUCUUUGCGCUGGUGAAGGUUGUAUGCGAAUGACUGACUGACUGACUGAGUGAUUGACUGAGUGGUGGAGGAUCAGCCGGAGUGGCCGACCAGUCAGAAGGAUGCUGGAGGGCAAUGCCUGCAGAAAGAGAGGAUGAGAUUUGUCGAAAGGCGCUGGAACUGCUCUCCGACCUCUGCUCCAAGGGAGAGGUCCAGGACGACAACUGCCUGGAUUUCAUCUACUACUUCAGGGACCUGGCCAGACCGCGGUACACGGACUCAGAUGUCUCGGUGAGCCUGUUGUCCCUGCUGGUGACCACCUGUGGUCUGGCGCUCUUCAGCGUCUCGCUCUUCGUCUCAUGGAAGCUGUGCUGGGUGCCACUGAGUGGUCGAUUCCUCCCAGAUGUCCUCAAGGGGGCACACUUCUUGGGAGGGGACCAACAACCUGUCCUUACAGAGGUGGACGGGGAGGAGAGGGAGUACAGUGAAGAUGGUUGCAUGAAGGAACCUUCAGGGCCCCCCUCGGCUGUGGCUGUCCCGGAGUCGGCCCUAAAGAUAAGCCACACCUCGCCUGAUAUCCCGCUGGAGGCCCAGACCAAAGUGGAGAAGAACCAGGUCCAUACUCUGGCCCGGGACAGGGUUCAGAGACAAAUUACUGAGCCGACGUCAUCUGUACGGCACAACUCCAUCCGCCGUCAGAUGAAUUUGUCCAAUCCAGACUUCAACCCUGCUCAGUUUCAGCGUCAGGAGUCUCUGUCUGGUUUGGGUCGAAUCAAACCUGAGCUCUACAAGCAGCGCUCAGUGGACGCGGAAGAUGGCCGUCGAAGCGACAGCUGCGGGCGUCUCAACUUCAUCCUGAAGUUUGACUUUGACCUGGAGCAGCUGAUCGUGAAGAUCCACAAGGCCCAGGACCUUCCUGCCAAGGACUUCUCAGGGACCUCUGAUCCUUACGUCAAGAUCUACCUGCUACCCGACCGCAAAACCAAGCACCAGACCAAGGUGCACCGCAAGACACUCAACCCCGUAUUUGAUGAGGUGUUUCUCUUUCCUGUGGCGUACGCUGAGCUCACGAGCCGAAAGCUUCACUUCAGCGUCUACGACUUUGACAGAUUCUCUCGCCAUGAUUUGAUUGGCCAAGUGGUGGUGGACAACUUCCUGGAUCUUCCCGACUUUCCCCGGGAGACGAAACUGUGCCGGGACAUACAAUACGUGACCUCGGACAAUGUGGACCUGGGAGAGCUGAUGUUCUCAUUGUGCUAUCUCCCCACGGCCGGCAGGCUGACCAUCACCAUGAUCAAAGCCAGAAAUCUCAAAGCCAUGGACAUCACAGGAGCUUCAGAUCCUUACGUGAAAGUGUCCCUGAUGUGCGAAGGCCGGAGGCUGAAGAAGAGAAAGACGUCAACCAAGCGUAACACUCUGAACCCGGUGUACAAUGAAGCCAUCGUGUUUGACGUUCCUCCUGAGAACAUCGACCAGAUCAGCCUGCUCAUAGCAGUCAUGGACUACGAUCGGGUCGGGCAUAACGAAGUGAUUGGGGUGUGCAGGGUGGGCAAUGAGGCCGAGAGCCUGGGGCGAGACCACUGGAGUGAGAUGUUGACAUACCCACGGAAACCCAUCGCACACUGGCACCCACUCAUAGAGUGGGUGGGACAGGGAGCGACAGUGAGCGGAAGCCAAGGAGGAUCAACCAAUUCCCUGAAAACACCUCCGUCACCGUGAACGCACACGGCCCUUCCACACACUCACAUUAACAGCCUCAGGGUGGUAGAAGGACGGAUGAUGGACCUCCAGAUAGUCCGACUUAGAUGUUAAAGAAAAAAAGAAAAAAAAAAAAAACAGAGCAAGGUGUGACUAACAACAAAGUGACUGCAGUAGUAACAUCAGCUACAAGCCGAGUCUCAAACUCGUCAGAGUGAGCUCGUUUUGCGUGUGCUAGGACUGUUGAAAAUGCUAACCCCCACUUCUUACUUCCUCCUCCUGUGUCUUCACAACCAAAAAAUUACUUAACUACAUUCCAAGUGAACUACUACAAUGUUUUCUAUUUGUCAUAUUAAGUUGUUACUGACAGUAUUAACAGACUGAGAUUAAUUAACGAGUCAGGCUUUUAAUUUUAUUUUAUUUUAAUUUUUUUUUUCUCAUUUUUUAGCAACUUACAGUUUGUGGACCAAAAUCUUGUGGAGCUGUAACUGUUAUUAGUGUGAGUGCUUGGCUAUUAUAGACAGAGUAUUUGCCAAAUAGUAAAAGUUGCGUUACAGAUUUAGGAAUAACAGGAAUUGGUUAGACGAAUGUAGAAAAAAGGUAAACCUCAGUUUUACAUUCACGCAGAGCCCUUCCUGUCAAGAAGUAAACUGGAAAAAAAAGAUUUGCUCCAAGAAUGUGAGUGAAGGUGAAGUGUUUUAUUUAUUUAGUGCAUGUUAAAACUGUCAUACUUUGUUAACAGGGCGUGGUCAAAAUAAAAGGAAACACAAGCAUCAUAGUUGUCAUCAGUGGUUUUUGGGGCAGUUUGCUCAUCUCCUCUGAGAGAUGAUCCAUGACGAUAACGUACUGAUCUUUUGGUUUAUUACAACUUGGGUGUUAUUUUUGUAGUUUUGGGCAUCAUUUACUUUGCUAAUCGUAGGACUCUGUUGCCCAGAAAACAACCAGUGCUCUCACAAUAAAGGGGUUUUUGUUAGUUGGAGGCAAACUGAGCAAAACAUCAUUAAACAGAAUAUGUUUUGCAACAAUUCUGAUGAUACAAUGUUAGGUAAUAUUGUCAUUUUUCUCAGGGGGGUCACUUGGUAGAAGCAGAACAACAAAAAAAUAUUGAAAGGAGCAACAUUAUCAGUCCUGAACAACGAUUAAACUGACUUUUACACCUGUUGUACCGCCUUGAUGACUUAUUUUGUGAACAUACCAUUUAUUUAUUUUGGGCGCAUUUAGUCGAUUUUAGAGCCUUUUCCACUUAAAACAGCCGCCUGCUUCUGCUGAGAACAAACAUGCUAGGAGCAGUCAAGACAUACAGGAAGGAAGGAGGACUUUAAAAUAUGAACUAUAAAAUGAGAUUAGACCCAAUGCUCUAUUUAUAUAUAUUUUUUUUCAGCAGUAUCAGCAAUACUUUGCUUUAUGCUUUGUCCCACAGUCAAAAGACACGAUUUUAGGUUAAUUGGUGCCUCUAAAGUGGCUGUAUGUGUCAAUGCACUGUGAUAAACUGGCAACAUGUCCCCCACUGCUUGGCCACUGACAGAUUGGAUAGACUCCAGCCACAUAGAGGAUAAUGGGCAUUAGCAAUCAACAUGCUCUGAGAAGACAAAUGUAACUUACAUCAAAGAAACUUAUUUGCAUUUGCCGCAUGAUGUGUUGCAAACAUAGACUGUAAAAAAACAUGGAUGAAGCAUCUCCACUUCCUUCCAUUGGCCAAACUGAUGUUAGUCCAAUAGGAUAUGGGUGGUGCCAUCUUGCGAGUUUGGAGCCAGAGUUUGAAAAGUUACCAUCUCAGAGAGGAGCCAUGUCAUGCAUUUGUUUAAUAUCACCAGUUACCAAGAAAUUAGACUUUAUUAGACAGACUUUAAUGACCCACAAGGGAAAUUUAUGUCAUUUUUCUACUCUCGUGGACCUACGGGACCACUUGCUGCAGUUAUCUAUGGCAAUACCGUGAUGUCACAUCCUAUUUUUAUUUUGUCAAAUAACUAAAAUUAAACUUCUCAGAAAAAUGUACACUUAAAUUUAAGAAACUUAAACAUCAGUAUUAUAUUAACUAUGUCAAAUGUCAGAAACGAUAUUUGAAAACAUGACAUGAACAUUGACAUGUGUGUUUUAGUUUUGCCCAAAUGGAGUGGGCAAACGUGGAGUUUAUGACCUACACUGCAGUCAACCACCAGGGGGAGCUCACCUCCCUUUGAGUAGCUGUCAUGGAAUCCGCUUUUUAUGCAGCUGUGGUUGCAAAGCACCCUAGAGAGCAGACAGGCUUUAAAUAAGACAUCCUGGAUGAGAUUUACCUUUUACAAAAAUAAAACCCUUGUUGUAGUAAACCACAGUUAUUCCUGACGAUUACACAAUGACUGCUAGUUGUUGUACGGCUAACAUCAACUCUUAUCAGAGUGCCUUUCUGACAGGGGCUCUGUCGCUGUGCUAUAGUGUCCCAUCCAGACAGAAGCUCAGCAGAUAAUGAAGGUGAUCACUCUGACUCGUGUGGUGAUCAGCCUGUUAAUGAUGCCGCACCCUUUUCCCACUGUAAUGACACUUAACAUGGUUGUCUUUAAGCAGAUCCAUAGCCUGUGGUUGUUUCGAUAAGUCAGUGUUUUUUCCUUUUUCCUUUCUUAAAAUCAAGAUGAAUACGAGUAUAUCCUUUAUGUCUUUGUAUUGGACACCGUCACAGAUAAUGAUGACAACUUCUUCUGUUUGUAGGUACUACAGUGCAUGAGUCAUUUCUAAAUCUUUUUUUUUGUUGUUGUUGUCAUUGCAAUAUAAUAAUAUUGUAAACACAAGAUGUAUUAUGAAUCUAAUGCAGACUGUGAAAAUUGUCCAUUCAGAUGUUAUUAAUAAAUAUUUCUAUAAAUAUA
Messenger RNA from Mugil cephalus (flathead mullet), 4917 nucleotides. RefSeq names its product synaptotagmin IXb (gene syt9b). Gene Ontology annotation, cellular component: membrane; dense core granule. The transcript is spliced from 8 exons. Gene Ontology annotation, molecular function: clathrin binding; calcium ion binding; phosphatidylserine binding. Gene Ontology annotation, biological process: calcium-ion regulated exocytosis; cellular response to calcium ion; regulation of dopamine secretion. The record is from RefSeq and is a predicted model, not a curated record. Lineage: Eukaryota; Metazoa; Chordata; Actinopteri; Mugiliformes; Mugilidae. Bases 515 to 2098 code for a protein of 527 amino acids.